Neocloeon triangulifer is the source of this 5100-nucleotide messenger RNA. RefSeq names its product dyslexia-associated protein KIAA0319-like protein. Gene Ontology annotation, cellular component: plasma membrane; cytoplasmic vesicle. Lineage: Eukaryota; Metazoa; Arthropoda; Insecta; Ephemeroptera; Baetidae. The transcript is spliced from 14 exons. The record is from RefSeq and is a predicted model, not a curated record. Bases 292 to 3093 code for a protein of 933 amino acids.
CCACCGAGCACCAUUUGCCGUCUUACGUCACGCAAAGCAUUAGUUCCAGCUGCUUAUGAAGGCCUUAUCUAAUCUGACAGAAAUGAGUCUGCGGACUUUUUAGCGUUUAAAACUUAAUCUCCUUUCCGGACUAAGCAGUCUCGUUAGGGCUUUCGCAGAUGCAUCCUGUCUGGAUUAUUGAAAGCUUGUUGGCAAAAAGCGGUCCUGCGCUGAUCGACAAAUCGACGCCUACCCUCGUACGGCACUAGUACGCAAGGGUUGCGCAGGGUUGAUGAUUGACAUGAUAACACGAUGAAUGGACUCUGCUUCAAAAAUUUUCUGGUGGCUGCACCGCUCCUCCUGUGGCUUCUGUUUGGAGUUGCAGCUCAAGAUCUAGACACCGAAUGGGCAGAAAACACCUGCCGAGCGCUCCAGCCACAUGUCUGGAAGGGAUGCGUUCCUGCGGGGAACACAACGGCCGGAACCUUCUCGAAGGUUGAAAGUGUCGUCGACCUUGGCACUUGCAUUGACGAGUGCUGCAAAGCCUCCUCUUGCAACGUUGUAUUUUUCUUCAAAAAGAGCUGUUUUCUGGUGGAGUGUGCGUCAGAGGAAUUGUGCGCCCCGAGUUGCAUGAAAAUCGAGAAAUACGCCCGAGCGCAAAUGGUUUUAAUUAGACCAGUAUUAAACCCUGUAAACUACGAUAAUGAGGAAAUGAUGGCUGAUAGCUCAGUGCUCCUUCCGAUCAAGAGCUGCGAAAUUGGUGUUAUUAUCGACUGUUCCGCGAAAGAAGUGUGCAUUCCGAGCCAUCCUCGGGGAAGAGGAGGCACAUGCCAGUGCAAAGAGGGUUGGGAAAGAAACCAGGGUGGUGAUUGCGUCCAGCAAACGAGCACCGGCCUUCCACCUUUGGAAGGUCAACGUCCUUCGCCCGCUACAGAGAAGCACCUCUCCGUGUCUGUGAUGUCGAAGGAAAUCCGACUGCCUGUCAGUGAGGUGGACAUUUCUGCCUACACUGUUCCGGCAGAAGGAACGGGGGAGCAUUACAACUACAAGUGGGAAUUGGUCAGUCAGCCUGCAGACUCGACGGGGAACAUGCAAAAUGCGGCUUCAAGCAAACUGAGCUUGACGCAUUUGUCUGAAGGGUUGUACCAGUUCAGGGUCACCGUAACUGGAAGUGGAGCCCAGGGAGAGGCCUUUGCAAAUGUGUCCGUCCUUCCUGAACAAAGAGAAAACCAAGCUCCAGUUGCUGUGAUAACACCAGAAAGGCAGACCAUAAAACUGCCUAUAUCCGAGGCGGUUCUUGAUGCUUCGAGUUCCAAAGACGAUGAAGAGGUGGUCAGCUACCACUGGGAGUUGACGCAAGGCCCUUUAGGCUACGCGCCAACCCUCACAGACAGCCCGACUCUGCAAUUGCAUAAUUUAUCUUUUCCUGGCAACUACAGCUUCAGGCUGACCGUGAAAGACCGACACGGCGCCAGCAGCCAGGCACAGGCCCAAAUAAUCGUCAUCAAAGAGACGGACUAUCCCCCAGAGGCAAAUGCCGGGCAAGAUGUCAUAAUUUAUUUGCCUCAAAAUGCACUCACUCUCAACGGGAAUCAGUCCAAGGACGACAGGGGCAUUUCGUCUUGGGAGUGGACCAAAAAUAGCACAAGCAAAGCGGUAGACAUGCAGGACACAAGAACUCCCUACCUAAAACUAUCAGACUUGGAAGUAGGCGUUUACACUUUUGUUUUGAAAGUGACGGACACUGCGGGUCAAAGUUCGAGUGCUGAAGUUCAUGUUUUUGUAAAGGAGCCUUUGCAUUUACCUCCAUCAGCAAAUGCUGGUGGAAACAAAACGAUUGCUUUGCCUAAAAACUGGGUGAUUUUGGGUUCCGAAGCUGAAAGGGAAGACCCACAGACGUCUUAUAAGUGGAUCCAAGAACAGGGUCCUCUGCCAGCAAAGUUCGACCCUCAGUCGGGCAACUCCAGCCGAGUGAAUGCCACAGGUCUCACAAGAGGCAUUUACCUGUACAGACUGGUCGUCACAGACAUGUCCAGUGGCUCCUCUGUCAAUGAAACUGUUUAUGUCACCGUCUUACAAAACCAAAAUGAUUCUCCUAAAGCAAACGCCGGUGGUGACUUGACUGUUUCUCUACCAAUAAGCAUUUUAAAAUUAAACGGUUCUAAAUCGUCCGAUGACCUAGCGGUCACAAAGUGGAAGUGGUCAAGAGAUGGCGCAAGUCUGGCCCAAGGCACCGUCCUUGACAAAUCCGAUUCCAGCCCUAUCUUAAUGUUAAGUGGAGUGGUUGCUGGUCAAUACGUAUUUAGGCUAAAGGUGGAAGAUGAACAGGGUCUUUCCUCGGAAGACGUAGCUACAGUAAUAGUGAAUCCAGAUCCUCAAUUGAUGUCUCUAGUCAGACUAACGCUGGGCGCUGCCUCUCGCACUUUAAGACAGGCUCAGCUUGAGAGCUUGUUGAAACAAAUUACUCUGCUGUUGCACGGGGGUGCAUCCAUUAUUGUUAGAUCUGUGGACGAGGAGCAAAACACUGGCAGAGCCACCAUUACAUUCCUAGCAGUGAGACAGGCAUCUAGUGGAGUGAAUGAGACACUUGGAGGUCCUCAAGUUGUGAAAACUCUCCGUGCCAAACUUCGGCAGGACCCCAGCUUGUUGGACCUUCCGGUUGCUAUGAUUGAGACUGUUGUGUGCCAGAAUAACUGUUCCAACCAUGGUACCUGUGAUGAGGCGACCAGGCAGUGUCUUUGCGAGGCCUUCUGGAUGCAAGAUCUUUUUGCACAGUAUUUCGGAGAUGGCGAUAGUAAUUGUGAUUGGAGUAUAUUGUAUGUGGUUGUGGCAGUAACUGCAAUUCUUCUCGGCCUAUGUGGUCUCUCAUGGGCUGCUUUUUGUGCUUUGGCACCAGCCUUCAAAUCAACGCCGCCGCCUUCAAAAAGGUCACAACGACGAAAGGCCUCGUAUUCCCUGUUGGGAAGUCAUGAAGAGGAUGAAACUUCUUUGACUAAAAUAUCAAGAAGAAUGAGUUUGUCAGAAGCGAGUGACACCGACUCUGAUGUACUUUUCGAAACUCGAAGCAAAAGCAAUGGAUCUGCCAACGGCAAGUUGGGUCGUCGCAAGUGCUAGUCAAUGAAAAUCCAGUUGCAAUUUUGUGAGUGUCCAUCUGUUGUUGUUGUUUAUUACUUUAUAGGGACAUAGUUGUGAGAAACGUGAGAUACAAAAAUGUAAUAAAAAAGGAAUAGUGCGCUUAGCUCAGCUCGGUCAGGGGGCCGAACAGGUACACAGCGGGGUUAGCCUCGUUGGCAUCACCAAUGAACUGUGCGUAGAGCUCCUGGUAGCGGGCAAGGUUGAUUCCGCCAAUCUUCUUGUCGUUGUCCUAUAACACAAUAAACAACAGCAAUUAAAUCUUUAUUCUAGAAAAACUCGUCUCAUUUCGCAAUAAUAUUUUAAACUUAAUUUUAAUAAAUGGGUAAACUUACAUUAAGCAGCUUGUUGAAUGCAGCGUCAAGCUCAUCAACGUUGGUGAAGGCAGAGCGAGAAACAGCGUCAACGCGGUACUCCUCGGGUCCAAUCACACCGUCGGCUGUAAAGCGAAUUGACCGUUUACUAAAAAGCCGCAGGCCAGUUUUUGCAAGAGGUUUAUUCAACAGAGAUUCUGUUUUGUGUUUAUUUGCGUCAGGAUUUAUGUGGUUAGCGCGGUCAAGAGCAUUAGUCCAUGCAGAUUUUAGCACACAACAUUUAACCUUACCGUUCAGCAGCUUCUUGCUAGAGGACUGGGUGGGACGGAAACACUAUGAUGGUGCCAAUUUGCUUUCUAGCAAACUAGGGUUGACUUUUUUAAUAAGAUGAUUUAGUUUCAGUGCUUUUUCAUCUUUAUCAGAGAAGAUUAAUUUUUUUUAUAAAUUUUUUAUUUAUCCGCCGCGAGGGCGUUUCUGUUCAAGUGUAGUUUAUUUAAGGUGAAUUGAAAACUGGCCAGCGCUCCAAAUUUAUAGGUAAGCGGCCGCCAAAGGUUCAAAAUAAUUCUUAUUUAGCUUUUCAAGGGUUCUUAAAGAGUGCGAUAUCCUGACUGCCAGACUCACCAUUAAUGUCCAAGCUCUUGAAGGUGCUGUCAAUAAAGACACGCAUUGCAGGGGGGAACUCAUUGUACUUCUUUCCAACGCAAGAGUUCUUGACGGCCAGUUUGAACUCGUCCACAGACACUUGGCCGUCCUUUUGCGUGUGACAUGACAUGAAAAAAUCAACGAGACACAACGGGGGUUAGGCAACACAGACAAAAGAGAAAAGUCGUCAAAAAAAGUGAAAGUUGAGAAAGAGAGACGUGUAAUGAGAGUGAGAUAGAGUCUGGGGGGCUGACUAUGUACCGUUGAUGUCAAUGGACUUGAAGUGGGAGUCGAUGAACGCCUUCAUGGCCUGGGGGAACUCGCCAUAGGUCUUGCCAAUGCAGGUCUUCUUGACGGCGCCCUUGAACUCGUCAACAGUGACGAGACCGUCCUGAAAGCCAUUAAGUCAGCCCAAGCCCGCCUCAACAUUUUUUGUCAAGUCUCUUCGGGUGUGGGUGAAUUUUGCGUUUUUAUUGGCAAACGUAUUUUUCAUUUUAUUUAAUUGGAAUGUGACUUGUGAAUGAGUUUCCUACAAGUGCCAUAAAUCUGACUAACCAUUUUGGGCAAAAUGAUGUCGUGAAAAACAUUAAUUGGGCUCGCCAAAAGGAGAAGAAUCUCUUCUGGAGAGUCCGAAUGAGGUGGAAAUUAUUUGCAAUUUGACUAAUCUAAUUAAAAAAUUAUAAGUUCGCUGCAGAUAAUGAAGCCAUGCUGAGAAGCAUAUGAGUAAAUUAAUGAUGAUUAAAUUAUAAGUCUUAAUUAACAACUAAAGCUCAGUCUGAAAUUUGCAUAAAUUGAAAUGGCCUCAACUUGAAAAAAAAAAUUAAUCCUUUCUCAUUGUAUGAGGGUUGAAGGUCGUCGGAAAGUACCUUGUUGAAGUCAGCGAGCUCAGCAAUCUCGGACCACAGGUUCUGCAUGAUCUUCUGGUUGUCAGCGAAGCGCUGGGCGGAGUACUCGCCGCGGGCCUCAAGGAUGGUAGCGCGGAGGGCUAGGCAUUCGAAGUCGUUCUUGUCCAAGUAUCCAUUGUUGUCAAUGU